AUUAAACCGGGCAAAAAUUUGUGUUACGUCAUAUCGCGAACGCAUACCGACGUAAUUACUUAUUUAUUUUAUUUUUUCUCUCACAUAAAAUUGAGGAAGAAAUUAAUUGAGUCACGAAAGUUGCUGGUAUUCGGCAGGUGAUUAAAAAUAAAGAAAUCUUGUACAAACGAUAAGAGUUCUCGACUGUUAUACACAGUCGCCAAGUAAUGUGUAUACACGUAUGGAUGUGUAUAUAAUAAUAACGUUAUUCAUACACGCGUGUGCGAAUUCCUGGAUCAUCGACCCUUUCGUCGGGUUUUGUCGUUUAUAAUUGAGUUUAGGGGAUGAUAUUUCGUGGAUUUACCGAUUCGGUAUGGGUGGAAAUUGAUCGGAAUUUAUAAUCCCCUAGAGUAUACACCCUCGUAGAUUUUUGCCGUUUAUAUCAACGGGGUAAAAGCUGGAAUAGGGUGACCGUCGUGACCUGGAAAUAUACUCAAGGGGUUGAGAGGCGCCAUGUUUCCGCGUAUGCGCACCGUAGCUUGAAUCCCUUGUGUUCCAGUAUCUCGAGGUCACAUAUUCGAUCGGAUCCGCGUCUCUCUGUCGUGAAUAGCUGUAAAACAUAUACUUUAUUAUCAUGCUAACGGUACAUUAUCAUCCGAAUAUUCUCAGGCGACGUUAAUUGGGAUAAUAACAGCGCCCCGUGCUCAAUAAUGGUCGGAUGAAACGCGCGUCGUUCUAUCAAUUUAUUAUAGAUACCAUUUCGCUUCCAUUUACAUUCCAAUCUACGAGUAGAGAUGAGUUUCCUUGUUUAUCGCGCGGAGUGGGAAAUAAGCCUUUUGAAGAAAUGAAACGAAAAUUGGACCGAUCGUAUCGCCGGAGAAUGAGGAACACUUGUUAAAACGUAGCGCCGUGCGCGUUGGGGGUAGAAAAUUUCGCAUAUGGAGGCAGUCGAGGCACCGUGUUAGGCAACCAAGCCUAUCACGGACGCCAAACUGUAUUGCAUAAUAUCUUAUUUCUAAUAUCGGUUCUUUCGGAGCCUGUGGUUAUCGGUGCAAUCUAUAAUUAAAAAAGAAUUGUCGAAAUGGCAGCGAGUAAACAACAGGAAAUGAGUUACACGUGCGAGAUUUGCGGACUAGAGGGAUUCAAUGACGAGGAGAUGAGAUCGCACAUGGUUAUUUAUCAUCUCCAAGGGGCAGCAAGUUGUCCUUUUUGUGAUCUAGGUGAAGUAUCACCAGCCGAAAUGCUUCUUCACGUGAAUAGCGCCCAUUUGGACUACCUUACUCCAAGUACCCCGAAAAAUGACAUGAUGGCAUUCAUUGAUGAUGAUCCUACAACGGACAGUGAUCGUUAUGACGAAUGUAGAGGACCAUCUCCACCACCGGUCUCACACCCUCCUCAUUUCCAAAAUGGUUGGGGCUCUUCGUCACCUCUACAGCAAUCUCAAGAAGAACGAAAGUCUAACAUUCCUAAUCUUAACAAUAAUAUAAACAACAAUAACAAUAGCAGUACAGUUAAUGGCCAGCCAUCUGGAGGUGCUGCAGGUCAUGGGUCUCCCCUACGCUCUAGCCUUAAUCUUCGGCUACGUACACAUGCCUCACCAAAACCGCCAGUCCAGGAGUGUCCUAUGUGCCCCUACAGCUCAGAUAGUCCUCUCAAACUUGAAGAGCACAUUAAUCGUCAGCAUUUUGAUUUAACAUCACCGUCCUAUCCUCCUGAAUCACCACCUUCUAGAGAUGGAGUCUUCAAUUGUCCUCUUUGUGUUAGGUCCUUUCCCCAUGUGUCUGAUCUGGAACUACAUGUCAACAUUGAACACAAAGACAUACUUAGUCCAGCAAAUGGGACGACUGCUUCAUCAGAUCAAAGCAGUACAGGAAGUUACACACCUGCAUGUCCAGUUUGUCUGAGCACAUCGUUUCGGAGUAGUGAAGAACUGACUGCGCACAUAGAAGAACAUUUCAAUAAGAAAGGUGCACCCUCGCCUGUCACACCAGAUGUUUCAAGUGAUCGUUUGUUGGCAAAAGAUAUGGAGAGGCGAGAAAAAGAAAUCAGAAGGUUGCGAGAACAACGUGAAUUUGAAAUGUUGAGAGCACAAUACGGAAUGGACAAUCAAGGAAACUUCCGAGAGCAAAGCAACACCAAUAUGCAGCGGGCUGUUUAUGCUGGUGAAAUGUCUGUUGCUGAUUACUAUGAAAGACAAAUUGAACUCAGAGUUGCUGAGAGCAACGGUAUCGACGAUGGAAGCUCUUGCACACGUGGACUGGUUCCAAAAGUGCGAGCAGUGAGUCAAGCUUGUAGUAAUGUUGUGAAUACUUUGAUGUGCUCCACUGUUGACCACUAUGGAUCAACUUAUGGCGACAGGGGUUGGGGGUGCGGAUAUAGAAACAUACAGAUGUUGAUCUCAUCGUUGCUACAGCAUACAGGUUUCAACGACCUGGUGUACAAGGCAUGGGGCUUUGGUAAAGAAGGUAGCAGCACUAGUGAGUGGCCCUCUCGCAGUGCCAUGCCAUCCAUUUCACGAAUUCAGACACUAGUGGAGUGGGCUUGGUCCCAGGGCUUCGAUAUCCAAGGUGCUGAACAACUUGGUGGAAAGCUAGUCAAUACGAGGAAAUGGAUCGGCUCUUCAGAAGUCUUUACUUUUUUAUCCAGCCUCAGAAUAAGAUGUCAGCUGGUAGAUUUUAUUAGUCCAACUAGUCCUGAUGGUGGGCAUCCCGAGAUGUUCAACUGGGUGUUACAGUAUUUUCAAAGAAGUGACGAUUUUAAGCCACCAUUGUAUUUGCAGCAUCAAGAUCACAGUAGGACAAUAAUGGGGGUCGAACAACUUAGAGAUGGCUCAAUAACCAUGUUAGUGUUGGAUCCCAGUCACAAUCCAGCCCAGAUGUCUCAGUUUAACAGCACGAGUAGUGCUCCUGGGGCGAUGCGACUUGUCCGCAAAUCCGUUGCUGCCAUGAAAGCUAGGCACUAUCAAGUUGUGGCUGUUACUGGUAUCAUGGAGACAGAAUCUCAGUAUCAACAAAGCAAGGUGUUCCAAUCGAUACAAAUUCCACAGGAUAGGUGAGAGUCAGUGAAUAAUACAUUGAAUAAUAAUGAUAAUCUACGUCCUCUGAUAAGUGUCCUAUGGUGUUUUCUUGUUGCUGUGACGGGUGUCAGCCACAAUACCCUUAAAUUAAUACCUGUCAUAAUUCAGAAGAACUCGUGACCAUGGGAACAUAGUCUACCUGUAGAAAUGUAACACAACGUUAUUGUAUAGUUAAUGAAUAUUCUUACAUUCUUAGACAUCGGUAGAUAGGAUCAGGUUACGUCUGAGUUUACCAUCCUCAAAUACUUCAUAUUAUGAUGAUUGUAGAUAGUAAAAUAAUUCUAACGAAUUUACACUGAUUCAUGUAGGUAUAUAUCCUACAUAUAAUUUAUAUGUAUAUCAUGAAAGAGUACGUGUCAGACACAAAUUUUAAAGUGUCUUCUGGGUGCACUGUUUACCAAAGUCUAAGGUCUAACCAUGAUCAUCAGGAUUUCACUUUAUUCCACUUAUCUGAGGAUAAACUAAUAAAAUCUCUGAUAUGAACUCUUAGCCUAAUAUAACACAAAUAUAUUCUUAAGAAUGUAUCUGUGAUCGAGUCAGAAACUGAAGCAUAAUAUGCAUACCUACAUAGUAGUGCGAUUUACGUUUAAUUAGGAAGUAUUCGUAUCGUGCAAAGACACUUUAAAAUUUUGGGACUAAUUUGCAAUGCCCGGCCCCAAGUUAGUAAGCUCAGAUGAAAGAAAUAUAUUAACAUGCUCGAUCGCUAAUAAUUUGAUACCUACGUAGACAUCUACAAUUAAUGCUCAAUAUUUUUUGACCAUGUUAAUUAUGUCAAUUCAUUUAUCAAUUAUCAAUUAGGCAUUGUUUUUCAAUCAAUUGAUUAAUUAUAAUAGAUGGCCGGGAUGGGAGAAAGAGACUCUUACGUAGCUGUGAUGCUAUUAUCUAAUUAAUGCUAAUCACUCACUUAACAAAGCAUUUUUAACCACACCCCAAAGUCCUUAUAUAACAAGUUAUUUAGUUGAUUAGGGACCAUUAUGUGUAAAUAUAUGUGUAUAAUUAUUUUUCUUGAAUUGUUCCUGCCCAUUAUGAAAGGUAAUAUGUCAAAAGUUUCACUUUUCACCUUUGUUUGUAAAAUAUUUGGGAACUUCUAAUACUAAACUAAUGAUAUAUCGCUUGAAAAUAUUUCAGCAACUACUCAAUUCGAAAUUAUGCACGGGUUGAUCAGUGAUCGAGCCAAACUUAAGAUAAAUUGCAUGAUCAGAACACGGUCAAUUCAAUUGUAUUAAAUAGAUAUCGACGCUCUGUGAAGCUUACAAACUUCUAAUGAUUAUAGAUACUUUUUUAUUUCAGAAUUAUGAUUAACGUUAUUUUUUUUCUAAUUUUUUUAGGAACAAAAGUAACUUCGUUUCAAAGUUUCGUUUGAAGUUUUAAAAAGAGCUUUACCACACACCGCACCAGCAAUCAACACCCAUCUCAUAAAUUGCACUUACUCGUUUUCACACAUAUAAAGUACAACUACUUUCAUACAAAUUAUAAGUAAUAUAUUUAAUUAUUUCAAUCGAUAUAAGACAACCUACUCCGUAGUUUUUAAGUCCACUAUAAUGCUGUGAAAGUUUCAGUCCAAUACUUAAUCGUUAUACAACUUGAUAAUAGACUAUCAGUAUGUAUGUACAUUAAACUCCUUCUUGGAAGGUCUAUUUAUUAUAAUGUAAGUAUUCAUUCAUUGUCCAAUGUGUCUCUUGAUUAUAAAGAAAACCUGUGUUACCAUUUGUAUGAUAUUGCUAAAGACAUGAUUAUUUUGAUUUUUUCUGGCAUUCAUAUUAGAGUAUGUACAUGAUAAUCACUACAAAAUUUUGCCUGUAAUCAUUCAUGUGGAGAUCCAUCCAACAUAUAAUUUAAAAAUACUAAUCACUGUUAAUUUCUUGUUUUUAUACUUUAUUUUGUAGUGAAGUGUGCGAUCACUUGUCAGUUUCUUAUAUGAUAAAAUCAUGAAUGAUAGAAAUUUGUUGGAAGUCUCAUUACUCGCAGAUUUAUUACCACUAACAAAAAAGUUCAGUUUUUGUAGUAGCGAGACUAAAUACAAAAUUGUUAUUAUACAAUAAAAUUUAAAUGUUAAAUCCACACAUGA
This is a messenger RNA of Athalia rosae (coleseed sawfly), 5123 nucleotides long. RefSeq names its product zinc finger-containing ubiquitin peptidase 1-like. The transcript has 9 exons. The record is from RefSeq and is a predicted model, not a curated record. Lineage: Eukaryota; Metazoa; Arthropoda; Insecta; Hymenoptera; Athaliidae. Bases 1061 to 3034 code for a protein of 657 amino acids.